Messenger RNA from Colletotrichum abscissum, 654 nucleotides. RefSeq names its product cellulose-binding protein. NCBI's taxonomy places the organism in Eukaryota, Fungi, Ascomycota, Sordariomycetes, Glomerellales, Glomerellaceae. Gene Ontology annotation, molecular function: phosphatidylcholine lysophospholipase A1 activity. The record is from RefSeq and is a predicted model, not a curated record. Bases 1 to 654 code for a protein of 217 amino acids. The transcript is spliced from 3 exons.
AUGCAGCUUACCAAAGUCUGUCUUUCCUUCGGUGUAUUUGCAGCUGCUUUCGCGCAGUCCAAGAUCAAAAUCAUGCCUCUGGGUGACUCCAUCACCGAGAUAACUUGCUGGAGAGCCCUGGUAUGGGACCAGUUUGUCAAGGAGAAUCUUGCCGACAAGGUGCAAUUCGUUGGCUCCAUGACCAACAACCCCCAAAAUUGCCGAGCACAGUCUGGCUCUUUUGACCUCCAUCAUGAGGGCCACUCAGGUUGGCUCUCCAUCAACAUCGCCAACCAGUACCUACAGGGGUGGCUGGCAAGCACUAAGCCUGAUAUUGUGCAGUUCAUGCUUGGCACCAACGAUGUAGCGCAAGGGCGCACGACCAACGACAUUGUCGCUUCGUACACGAGGAUAGUUGAUCGCUUGAUCCCGUUGUCCUUCAACGGGGGUGGAAUCGAUACUUUGAACCAGCGAAUCCCGGGAUGGGCCAUCGAACAGAACUCGACCAGCUCUUCAAUUACAGUUGCAGACUGCUCGAGUUCUGCCGGGUUCACAACCUCCAUGUUGCGAGAUGGCGUACACCCCAACGAUCAGGGAGACCAGAUCAUAGCCCAGAAGGUUGGUCGAUUGCUGAUCAAGUACGUCAGGGAUCUCAUUGCCGAGCGCGGGCUUUGA